Messenger RNA from Rhododendron vialii, 855 nucleotides. RefSeq lists its product as uncharacterized. Gene Ontology annotation, biological process: protein secretion; intracellular transport. NCBI's taxonomy places the organism in Eukaryota, Viridiplantae, Streptophyta, Magnoliopsida, Ericales, Ericaceae. The transcript is spliced from 4 exons. The coding region runs from base 189 to 401 and encodes 70 amino acids. The record is from RefSeq and is a predicted model, not a curated record.
AUGAUAUUCAAUUUUUCAUCCCUAUUCCCUACGGUUUGCAAAGUUUAAUUUGUAUAGCGAUACACGACGCCAUUUGAUAAAGGCGGCAGCGACGCAAAGGCUUUUUCUAGAACGCAAGCUAUGCCUUUACAGUUUCUGCUCUUUGCUUAAUUCAUCGACUCUGUAGAUCUCAGACGAAGAUCCGAAUCAUGUCAGCGCUUUUCAACUUCCAUUCGUUUCUGACGGUGGUGCUUCUGAUGAUUUGCACCUGCACAUACUUGAAGAUGCAGUUCCCCACCUUCUUGGAACAGAAAACUGGAUUUCGGGGUUUCUUUUGGAAAGCGGCAAGAAUAGGUGAACGUUUGAGCCCUUGGGUGGCUGUUGGAUGCUUCACGAUGGGGGUGUCAAUAAUAUUCUUCUGAGCAAUUUCGCUUAUUUUGUACAUUUGGUACGAGCUCCAUCAUUUAUUCCGAUUGUUGGCUUAUGAAAACAUAGAUUACUGUUUUUCUUGUGGCAAUGAAGAGGGAAUUCGAAGUGUUUUUGCAGGUCUACUCUUGUAGUAACAAUCUUUUUUUCUUUUUCUUUUGAACAGCUGUCGUAACAUAUUCUUACCCUACACGGGAAUCUGAAGCAUUAUCUGUGGGGCUGUUAUAACAUACAUUGGUGGGGAAGAACAAAUGGUUACUUAUGUUUCUUUUCACGUGAAAUACGAGGAGAUUUAGAAUACCAGUGUCCAAUGAUUUUGUUUGCGAUUUUUAUUACGUGCAACCUUUGAAUCGUUUAGGAUCACUAAGCAUGAUUUUUUUACAUGUUAUUUUGUGACCUUUGGAAUUCGUCCAAUAAUUUGAUAGUAACCUGUUUGAGCUUGGGAGAUCA